Strongylus vulgaris is the source of this 2238-nucleotide messenger RNA. The record is from the annotation of a GenBank genome assembly. Lineage: Eukaryota; Metazoa; Nematoda; Chromadorea; Rhabditida; Strongylidae.
AUGAACGGUGGUAUCCUAAGAUUCUGCUUUAUAGAUCCUAAUGGUGGUCCAUUGCCAGUGCGAUGCUACCGACAGCAGGAUGAUAGCUAUUGGGUUGAAUUCACUCCUGAACAAACUGGUAAGACGAUUGAGUCAGUUGCGCAGAAUUUUCAAGUAGGAUGUAGUUCUUCUUUAGGAACUCACAACAUCGAAGUGACAUUCGGUGACGUCCCGGUAGUCGGUUCACCUUUCAAAUGUGAGGUUGUUGAUCCUAAGAAAGUACGUGUCAGAGGCCUUUCCGAUUCACUCCUCUUACGCCAUGCGACUGUGAUCAACGUUGAUCGUCGUCAAGCGGGAGCGGGUGAUCUUACCAUUGAGGUUACCGAUCCCUCGGGCACGCCUUUAAAAGUUGAAAUGUUGAAAUCACCCGGGGGAGAGGACCGAGCUACGUUCCUGCCAAAUCAGACGGGACCACAUAAAGUGAACGUAAAAGUUGCAGGAUUCCAGAUACCUGGUUAUCCACAAACCAUAGUUGUAUCCGAGCAACAGCAGCCUAGUGUUUACGGAGCAGCUAUUGAUCAUUCUAUUAAAAUCGACGAGCCAGCCAGCCUCAUCUUCGAUCCCAAGGGUAGUAACGGUGGUCUGAAAGUGAAUGUUGUUGGACCCAGGGAUAACAAGGUUCGGCAUAAAGUAAUGCGGCGACCCAACGGCACAUCUGAGGUGGUGUUUUCGCCAGAGGAAGUUGGUGCUCACAUUGUACAUAUCGACUUCAAUAACAAACCAAUUGCCGAAAGUCAACGUUGCAUUACAGGAAGUCCGUUUACGGUACGUGUCGUCGAUCCAUCAAAAGUGGUGGUGAACGAUCUAGACAUGGAUCGUGAUGGUUCAUUCUUGCUGCGCCUAGGUCAGCAGAAUGUUUUUGACGUCGACGCUACCGCUGCCGGACCCGUGAUUGUGAUUUUAGGCAAACUUCGUGCUGAAGUUCGGAAUUCCGAGAGUGCGCUGCUCGGUGAAGGCAAACUUCGUGCUGAAGUUCGGAAUUCCGAGAGUGCGCUGCUCGGUGAAGGUCCGGCCGUCGACGACCUCGGCUACGGAAAGUACCGCGUCGCUUUCACUCCCAAACAUCCCGGACGAUACUCGAUAUACCUCUACUGGAAUGAGCUACCGGUGGAAAGCGCAUUCCCGGUACGAGCACGCUCAUCCGAAGAGCGGGCGACAACAUCCCGUGAGGCAGUUGCACCAGUUACACAUGUCAGAUUGACAGCGACAUUGUUUGGCACAAAGGCUGACGUGCCUGUACGAGUGCAACAGCUUGGGUACAAUGUCUACAAGGCCACCUACACACCUCUCACUGGUGGUAACUAUGAACUGCACAUACUUUGGAAUGGAACUCAUGUCAAGGGAUCUCCAUUCAAGGUCAACGCAGACACUGCUUCAUCUCCUGCAGAGCUGAUAACAGUUGAUAGCUCUUCGUUGAAAAUUGGUAUCAUCAAUGAUGACAUUAAAACCGUGAUUGACACUCGACGUGCAGGUCCAGGACAAUUAUCAGCGCAAUGUAUGGGACCAGUAAAACUGGCAUACUGCGAGUUGUAUGACCACCGAGAUGGCACAUACACACUGAGUGUUAGGCCAACUGAGGUUGGAAAACACACGCUUGUCAUCAAAUACAAUGACCAGCAUGUGCGAGGCAGUCCUUUCCUAAUUCAUCAUGUGCGAGGCAGUCCUUUCCUAAUUCAUGUCUCAUUACCUCCAGAUCCGUCCAAGGUUCGCGUGUAUGGACCUGGGAUCGAACACGGAAUCUUGAGCAUGUUUAAAUCGAACUUCGUUGUUGAGACCAGAGGGGCAGGAGCCGGUCAGCUGACUGUCCGAGUUCGUGGUCCCAAGGGUGCUUUCAACGUCGAGAUGCAGAGGGAAAAGAAGAAUGAACGAACGAUUCACUGCAAGUAUGAGCCAAAGGAGCCUGGAGAUUAUCAGGUUGAAGUGAAAUGGCAUGGUGAACACGUACCCGGAAGUCCUUUCCUGGUGAUGAUCGUGGAUACAGAGCAGGAGCUGUCACGUUUCUUACGAGGCGAGGCCCCCUCACCGACACCAGCCACCCCGUUCGUGCCUCCAGGUUGGGUCGGACCACCGCCGAUGUUCCCUCCCCCAAUGGGCCAGCGAUACGGGCCACCACUACCGCUAGGACCCCCUAUGGUAAGCUUAUUUUGUUCGAUUACUAGUAUAUUUGCUAAUCGCUAUGCUGUCAUCGACAUACUAUGA